Fusarium coffeatum is the source of this 1314-nucleotide messenger RNA. RefSeq lists its product as uncharacterized. NCBI's taxonomy places the organism in Eukaryota, Fungi, Ascomycota, Sordariomycetes, Hypocreales, Nectriaceae. The record is from RefSeq and is a predicted model, not a curated record. The coding region runs from base 1 to 1314 and encodes 437 amino acids. The transcript is spliced from 3 exons.
AUGUUCACGGAAUCAUAUAGUCUUACGGCCACAGAGGUAAUCGCCAAGAUCCGAGAUGGCGAACUCACUGUGGAACAAUACGCAACGUCACUGCUAACGCGCAUCCAAGAGCGUGAUCCGAUGGUUAAGGCAUGGGUUUACAUCAAUCCUGAGCAGGUUCUUGCGGAGGCGAGGAGGUUGGAUUCGGUUCCGAUGGAGGAGAGGGGGCCUUUGCAUGGUGUUGCUGUUGCUGUGAAGGAUGUCAUCUACACGAAGGAUAUGCCGACGCAAUACAACUCCCCAUUGUAUCAAGGCGACGCCCCCCAAGUCGACGCAGCAAGCAUAAUCAUCCUCCGCAAAGCAGGCGCUCUAAUCCUCGGCAAAACAACAACCACCGAAUUCGCAGCAACAACCCAAGGACCACCCACAACAAACCCCCACGACAGCUCUCGUACACCCGGCGGCUCAUCUUCUGGAUCUGGCGCUGUGGUAGGAGACUUCCAAGCACCCAUCGCCCUCGGCACACAAACUGGAGGAAGUACAAUUCGUCCAGCCUCUUUCAACGGUAUUUACGGCUUUAAACCAACCUGGAAUUCAAUUUCCCGAGAAGGACAGAAGGUAUUUUCUCUUAUUAAUGAUACGAUUGGUUUUUAUGCAAGAAGUGUGGAGGAUUUGGAUUUACUCGCCGACGUUUUUGCGCUGGAAGACGAUCAGCCGCCGAAUCCCAACUUCAGACUUCAAGGAGCCAAAAUUGCUAUUAGCAAGACUAUGGUUUGGCCGCAAGCUGGAUACGGUCUUGUAGACGCUAUGAUCCGGGCCAUCGAACUCCUCCGUGCAGAGGGUGCUACGGUGGAUGAAAUUGAGUUUCCGGAUUCUUUGCAGGAGCUGCCGAAUUGGUAUAACAUUAUCUUCAAUUCUGAUGGUCGAACAGCAUUUCUGCCAGAAUACAGAGUCGACAAAACGCGUAUCGCAGAUCAGCUCGUCGGACAUGUUGAGAAUAGGAUGAAAAUCACUCGUGCGGCACAGGUCAAGGCUUUUGAUGACAUCGCAGCUGCAAGACCGGUGGUAGAUGGUAUGCUUUCGCAAUACGACGCUGUAUUGACGCCGAGUGUACCCGAUGAAGCACCCGAGGGUAUUGAGAGUACAGGAAGUGCGGCAUUCUGCCAGAUAUGGACGGUUCUACAUGUUCCGGUUCUUAACAUCCCAGGAUUCGUUGGGUUUAACGGCAUGCCCAUCGGCCUGUCACUUGUUGCGCCGAGAUACCACGACAGAAAACUCCUUUCGGUUGGACGACAAGUGGGGAGGCUUUUUGAAGAGUCAGGAGGAUGGAGAUGA